GGCGAUCGCCGGAAGGUUCCAUAUAAACUCGCCCUCCCCCCUCCGCCAGCCCUCCAGCCGCCAUGUCCCAGCACCGUCCCUCGCCAGACCAGCCGUCCUACUAUCCACUCCCCCACCCCCCGUACCAGCCCCAGUACGCCGAACCGAUGCCCGCGAGACCGUCGCGCCCGAUGACUAUCUCCCUUCCCCAAUUCCAGCCACCCCCCUACUCCCAGCAACAGUCUCAGACUUUGCUUCACUCGCCAUUCGAGACCCCUCGAAGCAUGCCCAUGAGCUCAACCCCUUUAUCAUCACAUAUUGAAGGAAUGGUGGAUUACUUCUCCACCUGGGACGGGCAAACUAUGCAGCCAGUGCCAGACUUCCAUCAACACGCCCUCCAGCAUCAGCCGCUGCUGUCUCAGCACCCUUCUUCUCUGCCGCUACCGAACCACAGUCCUAACGAAUGGCAGUCACAAGCACCUCGUUCAUCCCGUAAAACCAGCCGUCAGCCAAAUUCCAAGGCUACUAGUUCCGAUUCCAUGAGUAGCACCAAAACCACCAGGCAGCAAUUCACUGCAUGUGGCGCGUGCCGUCACAGGCGAGUAAAGUGUGACUUGAAAGAUAAGCAGGAACAGGCCGAGAAAACAGCUCUGUUGGAGAGUAAUGGGCACACUGGACCCAUGAGAGAGCAGGCCAAAAAGGUUCAAUGCUCAAAUUGUUUAGAAAGAGGGCUCAACUGCGUAGACGAGUUUGCACCUAUCAAAGCUGCCAAGCAACUACGCCGUGGAAAACGAAUCACAGAGAUAGAACAGUUAUAUGGGAGAUCCGCAACGGACGCUGCGAGUGUACAUGACAACGCCUCUACAUCUUCUAUCAAGCAGCCUGUAUCGUCUGUCAAAUCUAAUACUCAACCGGUUCACUCCAUUAUCCCCGAAUUGACUCGAGAAUUCUUUGAAUCAGACUUCUUCCGUAGGUUUCAAGUUCAACGGCCAGUCAUUGAUCCCGGAAACUUCCUUGAGAGGUAUUUAUCGCAAGCAAAUCCUCACGCAGCAGCCAUGGGUACCGAAGGCGCCAUCCUCUGCCACGUACUUUACGCCUGGGCUGUGUCAUAUGGCGUAGACGAGUAUGGUCGUCUAGAUCUACCGGAAGGUGGAAGAGAACCAUUAACUGGGGUGAACGUCACAAAUGCAUGCCCCGGAGAAGUACAAAGAGAAAAAGAUAGAUCUGUAAGGAAGGAGAAGAUGAAAAGCGUAGUAAAAAUUAUUCUCAAGGAAAUUGAUGACUGUGGGGUGAUGAGAAAACCGACUUGGGAUGGUGUUCGAGUCUUGCUCAUGAUAUUACCGUUGACAGAAGGCAUAUCAACGCCGGUUGAGCGACUGGUCAUGUAUGAUGCUGCCAUCUCACAGGUUUUCAUGCUAUGCUCCCACGUCGCUAUGGGGUAUGAUGGAUUACCGUCUGCUAGCUCUGAAGCAGCGAAUGGGGCCACAGAAGAUGACCAGGGUAUGACCGUAGUCCGUGUUCGAGUCUAUUGGUAUGCCUUUGUUCAUGAAGGCAUAACAACCGGUCUUAAGGGCGGUAGGCUACACCUUGAUGAAGAAGAUAUGGAAACAAUGCAAGACAUCAUUGAUAAUAAUGCACUGGUACGAGAUUCGGUUUCUUUUCGGAUAUCAACCAAGUUUGCUACUGCCCCUAUAAAUUUAGCCCUUGCAUGUCGAAAGAUCAAUAAAGCGCUCACUGGUCCUAAAGCAAAGCGGCGGACAGCUGUGAAUGUUGAUUUAGUUAAGCAAGCUUGGGAGGCCCUGGAACGGUGUUGGGAAGAGUUUGACGACUUGUUGAAGGUUGGGCCCAAUCACAAAUACAUUUUGGGGGAAGAAGUUGCUAGGUUUGCGGAUGGCUGGAAAAUCUUCCUUUUCGAGGCCCAGAAUGUGAUCUACAACAAUCUGGAAGCGCGGCGGCAGAAACUUUCUAAUACUGCUGUCCAACUUACUGCCCGCAUCACCGAAUCUGCCUCGCCCUCAACUGCUAACAGUCCGGAAACCAUGCACGCUGACCUCGUCACGAUCGACCAUUUGUUGGACAUCGCCAAGAGUAAAUGUGAAGUCAAAACGAGACAAAUUGUUGAUCUGGUAAAAACGUAUGUUGGCACGAGGUUCUUUGAGUGGGAUGCCAGUCUUGUACGAGAUGGUACAUACUACGCGGCCAUGUGGUUGGUCAAGCAGGGAGGAAGCAGUGAAGAUGUGGCAGUCUGUAUCCAAGCGCUGAACGAACUGAGGUGGGCUCAUGCGAAAGCCUGGGAACGUUCUGCAGAUCUCCGGAAAGAAUGGCUUGAAAAACAUGUGGUGGAUGAUCCUCAAGAGCAAAAUAAAACAUGGGAUUCUGUUAUCACCAACCUUGAGAAGCUAGGAGAAGAUAAAACAACAACUGAAGCGCCUCAAAGACAACACGAAGUCCUUGAGCAACCUAAUAUGCCCCGACACAAUACCUGUAAUCCCGGUAUUGGUAAUGAGAAAUCCCAGUCUCAAUUACAAGACAACUCGAAAAGGUUGAAACAAACACAUGCAAGCCUCGACCACCAUAUUCAUCAACAGCAACAACAGCCCCAUUCUUCCCAGAUAUACGCCUAUCCAGAUUCGCAACAUCAUCUACAGCAGUCCCUUCCCAACUCCUACCUGGAUCAGCGGCAUGUAGAUAUCAUCCCACCUGGUUCCAAUACCUCAUAUUCAAGCCAACCUUCCGGGAUUUCUGGUCCCCAAUAUCAGACCGAAGGCAAUCAUACACCUACAACUGACUCGACCUUUACAUCCUCACAUACGACUCUCCCCAUCAAUGAUACGAAGGUGAAUGUCAUGGACAUGUCCAGCAGCUACCAUCAUGUUAACAUGCGAGAAGGUCUCUUCGAAGAUGAUAGUUUCCACUCAUCCCAUGGCGCUCAGCAAACCCAGAUGUAUGAGGAAGCAGAGACGCGUAAUGGCUCAGUCCCCUCCCAUCAUGGACUUGUUGGACACGGUCACGGCAAUAUCAUGUUGGGUGAGAAUGGAUACCGAGCGUACGAGAAAUUUGACGGCCAGACGGGUUAUAUGGCCGCCGAAGGAUAUCCUCAAUCGAGACAAAUACACCAAGUCUAUGACUACCACCACGAUCCUUCUCAUCUCCAUCCCCACGUUCAAGAUGCCCACACCCAAGGAACAGGGCAGGGCGACUACAACAGUUACCAGCAUCCCACUGAGGAACUGCAAGGGCAAUUCGUCCUCCAAUAUGAUGGGACCCACCUAUUUACCCCUUACUCCAACUAAGCAUGGGUGAAGAAGUCGCUGGAGGUGGACAGAGGACAUGGAGGCGAAGUAAAAAAAAAUUCGAAAAAUCAAAAAAAAAGUUGAAAAGAAAGGCGCACGUUCAUAGUUCAUACGUAGCGUCGUUGACCUUGUCAUAGGCAAAUGCUUUCCCCGUCUAGAUUUUGGUCUCUACAUACCCUGUUGUAUCCUUUGUGCAACAUUUGGAACUGUAAACUGUAAUAAACUUCAAUUGGUCU
This is a messenger RNA of Cryptococcus deneoformans JEC21, 3508 nucleotides long. Its product is annotated as expressed protein. Bases 63 to 3272 code for a protein of 1069 amino acids. Lineage: Eukaryota; Fungi; Basidiomycota; Tremellomycetes; Tremellales; Cryptococcaceae. The record is from RefSeq and is a predicted model, not a curated record. Gene Ontology annotation, biological process: regulation of DNA-templated transcription. Gene Ontology annotation, molecular function: zinc ion binding; DNA-binding transcription factor activity, RNA polymerase II-specific. The transcript is spliced from 8 exons.